AUGGAGAGCCCACCUCUGUCCGUCGGCAGCCGCCGCGGCUCUGUUGAUUCGGUCGAUUUCGAUGCCUAUCUGGCAAACUACGUGCCGCUGUCCAAUCUGCCCACCCCUCCGCCUGCCCAGGCCGGCGCGUCCUGGGCUGAGUCGCCCAGGAGCCUGCCUGGCCGUUUGGCGGACGAGAGCGAUCUGCGGGGGCCCGCGGCACACCUCGCCAAGAUGGUUCCCUCAAACGCCUGCAGCCGUCGUCCGUCCGUCAGCACCAUCCAGGACUACCUGGAACGCUCCAGUCUGCCCUUCGAGAUCCUCGGCCUGACGGCGUGCAUCCUCGAUGCUCUGAGCAUGCGCUUCGCCAAAAAGUGGCGGCACGCCCUAACCCUCAACGAGUCUACUCCCGCCGCCUCACCGCUCCUCGAGGCCGCAAAUGCCCCCGUUUCUCCUCCUGCCUCGCCCACUCUCAUGUCCGCUGCUCCCGUGCUGAGCUCUCCCAUCAAGAGCUGUGCCGACCCCGAGCUGCUGGUGCUGGCUGCUCUGGCCCUCGCGACCUCGUACCUUGACGACCACCAAGUGUCGCUGCAGCACUGGGCGAAGCGCAUCUCGUGCGGAGUCUACUCCGCUCGCCAGCUGUCCACCACCCAGCGCUGCAUGCUCAUUGACCUGGACUAUGACCUGCACUCGUUCACUCUCGAGUUCAUUCGCGACGCCAUCGAGGAUAUGCACCGAGAGAGCCUCCGCAACCGCCAAAAGGCCGCCGCCGCCGCCGCCGCCGCUACUACCGCCACGGCUACCAUCAAGGCUGUUGCUGACGAGCCGUAUGCGGCGGUCGGUGAAAAGAACCGGCCAGCGCCGCUCUCGCUCCAUGGCUCGGCGACGUGGUUCAAGGGCGUUGCGACACCGGAACCGAGCCCGAGCGUCAUGGCUCUCGAUCAUGCUUGGGAUUAA
Messenger RNA from Lasiodiplodia theobromae, 936 nucleotides. RefSeq names its product Cyclin-like protein. The record is from RefSeq and is a predicted model, not a curated record. NCBI's taxonomy places the organism in Eukaryota, Fungi, Ascomycota, Dothideomycetes, Botryosphaeriales, Botryosphaeriaceae. The transcript is spliced from 2 exons. Bases 1 to 936 code for a protein of 311 amino acids.